Molecule: messenger RNA, 5662 nt
Organism: Schistocerca americana (American grasshopper)
Lineage: Eukaryota; Metazoa; Arthropoda; Insecta; Orthoptera; Acrididae
Gene: RabX6
Product: ras-related protein Rab-30
Exons: 5
Coding region: 334-957 (207 amino acids)
Molecular function (GO): GTPase activity; GTP binding
Source: RefSeq, a predicted model, not a curated record
AAAGUUCAUAAACACGCACCGAAAACAAUAUUCAUCGUACUUGACUACUAGCGGUUGUUGAAGCAUCUUUAUGAAGCUUGUGUCUGUGCACUGAAGAAACAAUAUUUACAUCAUCAAAUGCCCGAACAACGGACGCUACCUUUUUUUAAAUAGACAAUACUUUAAAAAAAAAAAACAAGGAACUCGUUGAUCAUUAAAUAAUACAUUCGUUUAAUUAAAAGUGGUAUCGAAGAGAUGUACUAAUUAAAACUAAACUUCCUGUUGAUAAUUGUCUAUUACGUUAAAAAGACAUAUAAUAUUUCGCUCUGUUCAGUUGGGAGACGUUUAAAUGGCAUGGCUUCAGUGAAAGUGCCUGAACAAAAGGUUAUACUUUGUGGAGAAUAUGGUGUUGGCAAAAGUUCUCUUUUCCGUCGGUACUCCACAAAUACCUUUGUGACUGCAACAGAUAGGCAGUCAACAUUGGGUCUUGAUCAUUUUGACAGGGAAUAUAAAGUAUCUGGAAAACACAUAAAACUACAGUUAUGGGAUACUGGAGGUAUGGAACGUGUUGCAUCAAUCACGUCCAGUUAUUAUAAAUUUGCAGAGGCGGCCAUACUAGUAUUUGCUCUAGAUAAUGCUGCUUCAUUUCAUGUUUUGUCCCAGCAUCUCCUGGAUAUAGUGACAUAUGCAGAAAAUGCAAAGAUAUUCCUGUGUGGCAAUAAAUCAGAUUUGGAAGGUCACACUCCACAAGUUACUGAAAGUGAUAUGGAAAGUUUUUGUGAGCAGUGUCAUAAUCUAAUCAGUGCUACAUACAAAACUUCAUGCAAGACUGGUGAAGGAGUAGAAGAAAUGUUUGCUGAUAUUGCACAUCACUUAGUGCAGGCAAAUAGGUCACGUUUAGAAUUACAGACAAUGGACCAAGAAUCUUUUAAAAUCUCAGCCCCAGAUGAAGCUACAGAACCAUCAUGUCUGUGUUAACAUAUUUUUGCAUGGUUGUGCUCCUUGAACUGAACUGUGAAACACAGUGAAGAUCUCUCUUUAUAUAUCAAGGGAGUUUACUCAUUUAAUUACUGUCUUCCUAGACAUUGUGCUUAUCAGGCUAGUGAGAACAAUGCUGUUAAGAACUGAGUGCAUGAGAUGCAUUUUGAUAAACUACUGAAGUGUAAAUGUGAAUAGACUUGAACUUCACAGAGUUAUUCUUGAUUGUGUUUUCACAUUCUUCUCUUUAUCCAGCAUCCCUGAGUUCUGUGUGAUUCAUUCAUUCAUUCUUUCUUUUCUUCCUGUAUGUUUUGAUCAAUUAAGAAAUGAAAAUCUAAUAGGCUACAUUGUCUACAUUUUGUUGAUCUUCCUUUGUGUUUCCAUUCCACGCUGUAUAAAUAUCAUGCGUUGUUAUUAAUUGUCAUUUCUAACUUAAUUAGGUAGAUGAGACCUAUGAAUCUCAAACGUGUGAAUAAGGGACAUAAGUCCUGCAUAGUUUGCAAGUAUUAUGUACUACCAUUUCUUAAGAUUUAAAUUUGGGGCUUAAAUUGUUUUUGUUACUACACAAAACAUUGUCACUAAGCUGACAAAACAGAACUAUAAGCGGUAGAGUAGAAAUAAUAAUGGAGAACUAGAUUUAGAUUGUCAGGGCAUUCUCCUUUCAGGUUGGGCAUAGGUAUGAAUAAAAUUAUCUAAAUUAAACAUCCAUUGUAAACAAAUGAAAGCAACAAACUACAUUAUAAUUGAUACAGAAUUGCUGGACAGAAUUUCCUUGCCGAAUAUGAGAUAUUUAGCAAUGCCAGUAAACUUGUUUAAAAGUAUAUGACACUGUCAUAGCUUUCAAAGCUAUUAGUUUCUCAAAGGAACACUGGAAAAUACUGAAUACUAACAUCUUACCUUGUAUAAUGAAACGAAAUUUUUAGAAUUUUCAGGGUCACUUCAGUCGUCUUAGCGUUACCUUAAAUGGGUGCUAGAGUUUAAAGUAACUAAUUUUCAGGAAUUAUGAAAGGCUUCAACAAAUCCUUUAUUACAUACUUACUGCACUGCAUGAAAUGUGCAAACUACACUUGUUAGUAAUAUGACACUUCAGUUUUACAGUGGUGGUCCCCAUGUGCAAUUAGGGCUAAUCAGUUAACAGAAGUGGAUCCCAGUCUUCCUGGGAUGACAGUGACCUGUAAUCCUUAUUUAACUUUCCCUAACAUCUCUGUCCCUUUAGCUAGAGGAAGGAAGUAAUAUUUCCAAGUGCUGGAGUAGUGUCGUAUUUUUUUGUGUGUUUGUUGGCAGUACUAAAUUUUUCAUUUCCCAGAGGUAAGUACUGGCCAGAGAUUACAUCCUAUAAUUUUAUAGUUUUCUGGAAUGGAUUUUCCUUUUGAUACAAACUGCUCUAUGACAAAUAGGGGGAGGGGGGAGGAAGAUUCUUAAAUCAUAACACUAACUGGACAAAUAGGAGUGCCGAGAACAUGACAUCCUGCUGCAAAUUUUUCUAAAGCAUGUUUUGCAACUUUGGGUUUUUAAGAGCAAGCAAAUGUUGCCAUUAAUAACACAGAACAGACUUAAACGGCAACACAUUUUGUUUUGUAAAUUUGAAUGAUUUUGCGAUUUUGUAGUUUUAGAUUCCAAAAGGUGCCUAAAAACCAAACUAUGAAUUGUAUGCAAUUUUAGUAAAUAGUCCUAUAGCUAUACUGUGUUGCUUGUUAUAGUUUCUGAUAGAUAAAAAGUACCACUGACAGUCUGAUUUGCUAAACUGUGGGGAUCUUCUGAAAUCAAAAUCACUUAUGUUCUUUAUAGGUUUGGAGUUACAUUAAUACUGUGCAUCUUUAAAUAUUAAUUGUCUAGUGCAAACACAUCCUGUACUUUGCAUGUGUAUAGGACACUCAGUUGUUAUAAAAUACUCAAAUUAUCACAGUUACCUUCUUGCCUUAGAUCUGUGCUGAGGUAAGACAUUGGACUUGUAUUUAUGAAGAUUAUGGUUCAAAUCCAGCCAUCUAAAUUUAUCAUUGUUUCCCUAAAUUGCUCAAGCAAAAUCUGGGAGUGAUUGCUUUGAAAAGGAUGUGGCUGAUUUGCUUCCCCAUUCUCCCACAGUCUGCGCUUACGCUAUGCCUCUAAUGACCUCUUUGUCAACUAGACAUUAAACCCCAAUCUUUCUUUCUGCUUUAGAUAACUAGCACCAUGUAGCUACUACUGAUACAGAAAAAGUGGUGUGUAAAACUAGUUGUCUGUGGAAUCUCUCUUUUGUGUAUUGUUCGCAAAUAAAAGUAAGAAAUGAAAAUUAAUAAUAUUUGAUACACAGUAGAAGUGUCUAGUUAUCAGCUGCUGAAAUGGGAGCAAUGCAGUAAUAUUUGAAUGGGAUAUAGUGAAAAAUCUCAACAAAAAAGAAGUAGCCUCCACCUCCACUCCCAAAAGAAAAGAAGAAUAAUUAGUUAGGUGAUUGUUACAGCACACAACUUAGUAAUUGUACACUGGCUGAGACAUGAAAAAUAAAUGUCCUGUGGCAUACAAAAACCACUGCUAGAUAAAAUAACUUAAGAGGGAAUAUGACAUAUGUCAGGUAAGGUGGUAGAGCUGAGUACCAUUACAGUUUUGGGCUAGUUGUGACAGAUUAGCUAUGUCACAAAAUAGAAAAAUAAGUACCACUUUUCAUACAGCUGUACUAGGUAAUAUCAGUAAAAUAAAUCUUCAACAGUGGUGCUAAUUAUUAUGAUAUGAACUGUUUGACUGUAUUAAACAACUAGGGAAUGACUUGAUCUUAAAAUUAUUAUGGAGGGACAAGUCUAGUAUAGUUGGCACUGAAAGCCAUUGCAAGCAUGUUUAACAAUAACGGGCCUGCCUCUUGGUGACAAUGAUUUCCUAUGGAGGGGUACACGGAUAUAAUUAUCCUCUUAUGUUCACGGUGAUGUUUAUUUACCGUAAAUCCUACUUUGACAGUAUGCAAGUCUGUACCAAGACAAAGUUGACAAAGUGAGCGCAUGGUGUGAAAGCUUAUCCCAUGUUGAUAUACCUAAUUAGAGCUUUAACACUGAAAAUAUAACAGUGUUACUGAUUCGCUAGGAUGUUUUGUAGCCUUGUUAAACUCUUGGGCCCAUUAUCAUGUAUUGUCUGGCGGAAGGCUUUCAAAUUUAUUGCAAUGACUCCUUUUUCAUCUUGUGUGUAGGCAAUUCCCAACUUAAAGCUGUUUUUUAAACUGAGAACAUAAUCUUUCAUGAGAUAGAAUGUGCAUAUUUGGGCAAAGUAAGGAAGGAAAGAAAGAAAGCUGAAUAUAUCAAUAAGAAUAACAGACUGUUAGUGAAAAUUAUCAAUAAUGUAGCAGUAGCACUGCAUUUUUCAAAAUGUUGGUAACUGACUUCCCACACUGAGAACAUGUCAAGAAACAGGUAAGAGCCAUUGGAAAUUGUGUAACCAUCAGAUAAGAUUCUUUGUCACUUAUUGAAAUUUAAACUAUGAUUGAAUGGAUUUUCUUGCUAGACUCCGUGUUUUGCCAUCUAUGGCAGACUUCUUCAGGGUGCAUGAGACUGAUGUGAAAUUUUGUGCUGAGGAUGAACUGGUGGGUUGACCUCGAGAAUUCAUUUAGCCACAGCUAAAUAACUGAGAAAAUUUUAAUAACUGUAACAUUUAUGAUAAUGAAAGCCUGUAUUUUUUUCAAGAUUUUUAUUACAUCACUUAUUUACACACAUCCAACCCUCUCUCUCCCACCAUCCACAUCAGUCAUUGUAUCUUUGUCAUGUUGGUUGAUAAUUUCAUAUACAUUCUAUUUUAUUUUUCUUGUUGCCCUACUAAAAGAAAAAUCUUUUUUUCAGCAAUUAAAUAUUUUUUGGCUAUUUAUGUAUAGUCUACUGUAAUUUGUGUUGUGAUGAGACUCAUAUUUGCAUGUGAACUUAAAUAUGUUUUAAUUAGCAGUCUCUUGAGUACUGGAAUGUAUUCAGUUCAGAUAGAGGUGAAGAAAUGUAUAAGUCUCAGUUGUUGGCUGUUGAAAUAUAGUAAGGGAAGGAGGAGGAGUUUUAUUGAGAUAUGCUGGUCCAGAUUCAUUAUUGUUGCAUGUCUUUACAUGUAUUAAAAUUAAUUGCUAAAUACAAUUCCAGAAAAUGAAUGUUCACAUACUGUUGACCAAAUUAUGCGAUUUCAAGAAACUUAUGAGCUUUUGUAAGGUCUGUCAUUUGGAACUCCAUUUUCACUUUUAAGUAAAACUUGAGUACUGAUGCUGUGAUUGGCCUGCAGCAUUUAGUAACUGGUGUGAUCUACUGCAGAUUCCUGUCUUUUGUUCACCUUUUCUGUACUGUUGUUUCAGUGUCAUAAAAAUGUUUCUCAUGUCCCCACAUCUGUUGUAAUACAACAUGUAUUUAAGACUUGGAAGAAAAUACAGUGCUUCAGAAAAUUCCGCCCAUAUUGUAUCAACAAGGUUUUUUAAAUAUGUACUGUUAAUCAUAACUUGUAGGUUUUGGCAUGCAGGAAGGUACAUACUAAGUUCUUUUUUACAGUCAUAAAUUUUGAGUGUGUUUAUUUCACUGUAUUUUAUUAGUGGUGCUCAUACGAACAGUUUCUAUGUGUGUAUGUGUGUGUCAGAAAGGAUUGCACAGUUAGCACAGAGAAACUGUGCAUUUGUUAAAACAUAUUUACUAAACAAUAUUAAACAGUACUAAUCAUUUUAACCCUUGAGUGGGCGUGCCUUUGUAUAAAGUGCGCUAACAAAAAAUAAAAUGAUUUUGCACAA